AUGUCCGCAAGUGACGCAGUAACUGCUGAAGAAAAAGUUGAUAUAGAUCCUUCAACACUAAAUCCACUUUCUCCUGAAGUAAUUUCGAGACAGGCAACUAUUAACAUUGGUACUAUUGGGCAUGUGGCUCACGGAAAAUCUACAGUCGUCAAAGCAAUAUCCGGAGUUCAGACCGUUCGCUUCAAGAAUGAGCUUGAACGUAAUAUUACUAUCAAAUUAGGUUAUGCAAACGCAAAAAUUUAUAAAUGCGAUAACGAAGAAUGUCCUAGACCAGGAUGCUAUAAAUCAUACCGUAGCGACAAGGAAGACAAUCCGCCUUGUGAAAGAGCUGGAUGUGGUGGAAGAAUGAAACUUUUAAGGCACGUUUCUUUCGUGGAUUGUCCUGGCCACGAUAUUCUUAUGGCUACUAUGUUGAACGGUGCCGCAGUGAUGGAUGCUGCACUUCUUUUAAUUGCCGGCAAUGAAUCAUGCCCACAACCUCAGACUAGUGAACAUUUAGCUGCAAUUGAGAUUAUGAAAUUGAAGCAUAUCAUAAUUUUACAAAAUAAAGUGGACUUAUGUAAGGAAAGUGCAUGUGAAGAACAUUAUCAGAGUAUUUUAUCUUUUGUAAAAGUUGACGAUCUAAAAGGUGGUGUUGCUGGUGGUUCAAUUUUGCGUGGUAUAUUAAAGGUUGGUGAUGAAAUAGAAGUGCGCCCAGGGAUACUUACUAAAGACAACGAAGGUCAAAUACAUUUUCGUCCCAUAUUUUCGCGAAUAGUUUCAUUAUUUGCAGAACAUAAUGACUUAAAAUUUGCUGUUCCCGGUGGUUUGAUUGGUGUUGGCACUAGAAUUGAUCCAACUCUUUGCCGUGCGGAUCGAUUGGUUGGUCAAGUACUCGGAGCUGUUGGCAAGUUGCCUAACAUUUAUACUGAACUAGAAAUUAAUUAUUUCUUGCUCAGAAGGUUAUUAGGUGUUAAAACAGAUGAGAAAAAACAGACAAAGGUGUCAAAACUUGCCAAAAACGAGGUAUUGAUGGUUAACAUAGGUUCUACCUCGACGGGCGGCCGCGUUAUGUCAGUUAAAAGUGAUGCAGCUAAAAUUCUAUUAACAAGUCCUGCUUGUACCGAGGUCGAAGAAAAGAUUGCCUUAUCGCGUAGGAUUGAUAAACAUUGGCGACUAAUUGGAUGGGGUAAAAUUAAACGAGGCGUUACUAUCGAACCAGAUCCUUAA
Molecule: messenger RNA, 1209 nt
Organism: Dentiscutata erythropus
Lineage: Eukaryota; Fungi; Glomeromycota; Glomeromycetes; Diversisporales; Gigasporaceae
Source: the annotation of a GenBank genome assembly